Juglans microcarpa x Juglans regia is the source of this 2369-nucleotide messenger RNA. RefSeq lists its product as uncharacterized. Gene Ontology annotation, molecular function: protein binding. The transcript has 6 exons. The record is from RefSeq and is a predicted model, not a curated record. The coding region runs from base 389 to 2251 and encodes 620 amino acids. NCBI's taxonomy places the organism in Eukaryota, Viridiplantae, Streptophyta, Magnoliopsida, Fagales, Juglandaceae.
UAUUUAUAAUAAUUAACUUGUUUGGACAAUAAAACACAAAAUUAUCAAAAAAAUUUAUAAUUUAAUUUCUUAAAACCAAAUAAAAAAUUAUUUUUCAAUUUCAAAUCAGCUUUAACUUUUUAUCUAAUUAUUACUUAAUUAUUAUUUAAGUAAAAAAAUCAAUACAACUUUUACAAACUUAAAAAUAAAAUUAUAUUCAAACAAUGUUUUAAUUUUAUAAUAUUUUUAUUCAAUUUUUCUCUAUUAUUUCUCAAAACCAGGCCAACAAAACAUCUAAAUUGAUCAAAUUAUUUCACUUCUAAUUACAGAUUUUGACAUACUCCAAAUGUUCAAAUGAAUUCUUAGUCCUUGAAUACUUAACGUACAUUACGAAGAAAGUAGAGAAAAAAUGGCAGAACGUCGGGAUGAUGAAGAGUUACGCAAGUUUUCGAAAUUGUACAAUGCUGUGCGAGGCGGUAAUUUGGAUGAGGUAAAAGUGAUUCUUGAGUCUCUACCCCCCGAUGCAUUGAAUUGUAAAAUCCCAGAUAAAGGCAAAACGGCUCUUCACACUGCUGUUACACAUGCGCAUGAGCAUAUAGUGGAGGCGUUGGUGAUGCAAAUGUCGAAUAAGGGCUUGACCAUGUAUGAUAGUGACGGUCACACAGCUUUAACCAUGGCAGUCCUGCUUGGGAAAUGGCGAAUGGUGGAGUGCAUGCUUCGAAAAUACUUUGACUUGAUCAGCAUUAGACAUUCCGAAGGGAAAAAUCUUCCAGUUGUUAUGGCUAUUGAUUUCGGGCAUAUAGAAAUGGCGCGCCAGUUGUAUUAUCUUACUCCAAAUAGAGAUUUAAUUCCACAGGAUAAUGAUGAGGAGAUUCAGGACCCCAAUGGUGCUACGCUUUUUACCCGUGCCAUCUAUACUGGAACUUUUGAUAUUGCUUUGGGAUUAAUCCUAACCUGCCCACGUUUGGCACUGGCUCUUGACAAGGAUGACGAGUCUCCCAUCUUAGCAUUGGCCUCUAUUCGUCAUUCCUUCCCAAGUGGAAUUCAGCUCGGGUUUUGCAAGCAACGCGUCUACUCCUAUAUGCGCAUUCCAUUCGCACCUCCGACCAGUGAGACUCGUUUGAACGUUUCAAACGGAGAUCAACGCCAAAGCAAUCAAGAAGAUCAAAAUAUCAUAUCAGUAAUGUCAAGAAGUUGUGCCGUAGGAGUCCUCAACUUCUUUGGAAUCACGCAGUUGUACGAAUUGAAGAAGAUCCAUGUCCAGUACAAUGAACUUCUUUCUCACAUGUGUAAAGUGAUAUCAGAAUCAAAAACUCAGCAACUUGAAGAUGGUCGGGUUUAUUCUGCCAUUAACCAGGCUACCAAGAACGGGAGUUUUGAGUUUGUUUCUAAGAUGCUUGAAACGGACCUACGAUUUAUAUGGUACCGUGAUGAAGAUAGAAGAAACAUAUUUAUGCUUGCUGUCUUGCAUCGUCAAGAAAAGAUCUUCAGCAUUCUAUACUCCGGAGAUAUGAUGAUGAGCUACAACGCCAUGAAAUGUUUACAAGAUGUCGAUGGAAAUAACAUAUUACAUAUGGCAGGCCGGAUGUUAAAACAUUCCACUCGGGUUAAUCAAAUCCCAGGGGCAGCUUUACAAAUGCAAAGAGAGUUACAAUGGUUCAAGGAGGUAGAGAGAAUUGUCCAUCCCAAGGAUAAGGAAACUACCAACGAGGAUGGUUUAACUCCCCGACAAUUGUUUACGAAGGACCACGAGAACAUGAUGGAAAAGGGAGAGAAAUGGAUGAAGGACACAGCAAGGUCAUGUACGGUGGUGGGUGCUCUCAUUGUUACCAUUAUGUUUGCAGUGGCCUUUACCAUUCCAGGAGGUAACAAUCAAGAUACGGGUCUGCCUAUUUUUUUGAACAAAAAGUCGUUUAGGGUCUUUAUGAUAUCCGAUGCCUUGUCCUUCUUUUUAUCCUCAACUUCAGUCUUGAUGUUUUUGGGAAUCCUUACCUCACGUUAUACAGAAGAUGAUUUUCUCGAAUAUUUGCCGAGGCAGAUGAUAAUAGGCCUUUCCACCCUCUUUUGCUCUAUUGCGACCAUGAUGCUAACCUUUGCCAGUGCUCUUUUAAUCAUACUACAUGAGCAAUCAAGGAUUGCAAUUCCUCUCAUUUGUUUGGGUGGUGUUCCAGUCACCAUCUUCUUAUGGAUUCAGCUCCCCAUUCUUAAAGAUAUGAUCAUUUCAACCUAUGGGCCGAGCAUCUUCGACAGGAAAAUGAAACUGAAAUUAUAAAGCUGCAAUCGGAUAUCAUCAUCAUGUAUAUUUGUUGUAUGAAUUAUUGGCAUAUCAGCCAAAACGGUAUAUAUGUUCCCUUUUGUUGGGCCAAUAAACCAAUGGAUGGAUUUUCAAC